Cyclocybe aegerita is the source of this 990-nucleotide messenger RNA. NCBI's taxonomy places the organism in Eukaryota, Fungi, Basidiomycota, Agaricomycetes, Agaricales, Hemipholiotaceae. The record is from the annotation of a GenBank genome assembly.
AUGGGUGCGGGACAGUCAACUUCUCACUCUCAAGUACCUUCGCGCGGUUUACACGUACUGCGAGUUACGCCCUCAUCCCCUGCUUCAUACUCGAAUAUCGAACCUUUCUUUGACUUCGUCGUUGGCUUCGAAGGAGACUCUCUGUCUUCAGACAAGGAUAUAAACGUCGCAGAGCUUGAGAAGAUCGUUGAGAGUCAUGAGAACCGCACGUUGAAUUUGCUCGUCUGGAACAGCAAAAGCCAACAAACCAGAGUUGUUCCAAUCGUGCCUUCUCGACUAUGGUCUCAACAACAUAUGGGUGCAAAUGACUCCUUGAAGUCACCCAAUGCGCAACCCUCGCUGCUAGGCCUCAGCAUGCGUUUGUGCAGUCCAGAAACUGCGACAGACAAUGUGUGGCAUGUGUUGGAUGUUUUGGAAGGAAGUCCAGCCGAAAGUGCGGGUCUCGUACCGAUGGGUGAUUGGAUACUAGGCUGGUCUGGUGGUGUCCUAAGUGCGGAGAAUGACUUCUACGACCUUGUAGAAGCUCAUAUAGACAAGCCAUUGCGAGUUUAUGUCUAUUCCUACGACUUCGAUACCCUGCGAGAAGUUGUCUUAAUUCCCAAUCGGCAUUGGGGUGGAGAAGGUCUCCUUGGUUGUGUCUUUGGUUUUGGCCUCCUACAUAGAAUACCCCCACAGCCGGAAGAUCGCGUACCUGGAACAAUGCCUCCAGAACUACAGGACCAGGGCGGGGAUUAUGAAACUCAAGAUUUAUUCAUACCAGCCGAUGUAGGGCAGCAACAUACCCCAUCCGAACCCGCUGAAAGGCGCAGGCAUGAUCGUGAACCAUGGGAACAUGGCAUUGAUUCUUAUGGCCAUGUCCGUGCACAUGUCGAGGGAAGAUCCCGCGACGGCUCGGAUGAUAUGCUCUCUGAGCGUGCCCAUCGACCAGCUCCCAUUUCGGGUCUAGCGCGGGUGCAUAUGCUGAACGGUGACUCGAAAAAGAGAUCCUGA